Antechinus flavipes (yellow-footed antechinus) is the source of this 2087-nucleotide messenger RNA. It is a transcript of the gene PSMD9, whose product is annotated as proteasome 26S subunit, non-ATPase 9. Lineage: Eukaryota; Metazoa; Chordata; Mammalia; Dasyuromorphia; Dasyuridae. The coding region runs from base 51 to 740 and encodes 229 amino acids. Gene Ontology annotation, cellular component: nucleus; cytoplasm. Gene Ontology annotation, biological process: proteasome regulatory particle assembly. The record is from RefSeq and is a predicted model, not a curated record. The transcript has 6 exons. Gene Ontology annotation, molecular function: protein binding.
CCGUAGUCGUCGCUUUUUCACGUAGUCGCGUCGCGAGCGGCGGUUCAGAGAUGUCUGAGAGAAAGCAGUCGGAAGACGAGAAGGCCUCGCCCUCGAGACCCCGGACGGCCCCAGUGACCAUCAGCGACGUGCAGGAGCUGGUGCGGCGGAAGGAUGAGAUCGAGGCGCAGAUCAAGGCCUACUAUGACGUGCUGGAGGAUCAAAAAGGAGUUGGGAUGAACGAGCCUUUGGUGGACAUCGAGGGAUAUCCUCGAGCAGAUGUCGACGUGUAUCAAGUCCGUACGGCAAGACACAACAUUAUCUGUCUGCAGAAUGACCACAAAGCCCUGAUGAAGCAGGUAGAAGAAGCCUUGCACCAGCUCCAUGCCAGGGGGAAGGAGAAGCAAGCAAGGGAUGCGGCCGAGGCCCAUAAUGAGGCCUUGAGCCAGGGCCAGGGCCCAAGUCAGGGCUCAAGCCCUAGUCCCCCUCAGCCCUUUGCUAAAGUAAACAGCAUCAGCCCAGGCUCUCCUGCCAGCAACUCGGGUCUCCAGGUUGAUGAUGAGAUCGUGGAGUUUGGCUCAGUAAAUGCCCACAACUUCCAGAAUCUGCAGAACAUUGGAAUGGUGGUCCAACACAGUGAAGGGCAUCCACUGAAUGUGACCGUGCUGCGCAGAGGUGAGAGGCUCCAGAUCAGACUUGUCCCUGUGCGCUGGGCUGGGAAAGGCCUGCUUGGCUGUAAUAUUAUUCCUUUACAAAGAUGAUUGCCCUUCAGGACCAGUAAAGAAACCUCUCCCUUCUCAUCUCCUGGACCUGGAGGCGGCUUGGAUUUCCCAGUUUCUAUUCCUGCCGGGAACUUAAGAAUUUGCAAUGGGUUUGGAUGAGUGAACUCUCUUUUGGACAUUGGAGAUAUACUUCCAGCAAGGGUUUUGACCAACAUAGUCAGCCUGGAUUAAGGCUGAAGUUAAUUUGCUUAGACUCUCUUACAAAUUAUGCCUUGGUCUUUAAUGGAAAUUAUUUUUGCUUGUGGGUGAGAAUUUAAUUUGACAAUAUUUUUACUCUUUUAGAGGUUGCUUUAUUUUUUUUUCUAAUUUGGAUAAAGAGAUAUGAUUUGCAGUGUGCUGCUAUAUUGUCCUAAUAUAUAUAUAUAUGUAUGAUCCAUAUGUAUAUAUCACAUUUAUACAAUCCGCUUAAACCAAAGUGGACAAAGUUAUAGUCCUCCCAUAGAAUCCCAUGUACAAGAAGCUGCCAGUGGUGAUGAGCUGCCCAGGCAUUUCUGAACUCCUAACUUGACCACUCACUCUUACUUCCACGGCAUAUUGUCUUUCAUAAGGCUGGGACUAUUGAAGCUGAGGAUAGGGAAGGAAAUUUAUCCAGAGCAUAGAUGGUGAGGUUGUGAUAGAGUAAAUUCUGGACUGUGUAAGCAGGGACCUACUGCAACUUUUGGGAAAGGAACUCAAUCUCAUUGGGAGGUGCGAAUUUUCUGCCUCCACGAGGGGGCAGCAAGAGCUCUAAUGUCUGGAGUCUGGGUCCCAGGAACCCACUUUUUUUUUCUUCCACAAUUCUGUCUCUCUUCUCUCACAACCAAUCUCACACCCUUCUCAAGUUCUAAGAUGGAAAUCGAGAAAUUGAACCCAAACAUUAACCCAUGGGAACGCCAGAGUUUUUUAGAUUUGGACACUUCCAUUUGAAUUCUUCAAACAUGUACCCUAAUAAAUAUCAGUGAUUUUGUUAUUGCCUGCCAUCCUCACAGCUGAUCUGCCUCUUUCAGUGUAGGAUUCAGAGAUCUGUUUCCUUCUGGAAGAAGACAGUUCCAUUAAGAUGUAUAGAACCCUUGUUCACCCAAGGAGUAUUUAUUAGGUAGCUGAGAUGGUGGGAUACAGGUCUGGGAGUGGGAGCUACCUGGGGCAUCAUUGUAGUCCUCAUGCUCCAACAGGAACCUUGCUGUUGAGCAUCCCUGCCCAUAUGGAGAAACGGGCCCCAAACUUGUGUUCCUUCGGUGACCAAUCUUCUAUUGUAACUGCCAGGGCCUGCAAGCCUCACCACUCUGAGUGGUUUUGGAUCUCUUUCGUCUGCAUCCCAGUUUAAUAAACACAACCUGUGCCAUCCUG